GCGCCGCCACACAACUUUGCCCAAGAGGCCUAAUGACAGACGAACAAAUGCAGUGUGUCAGAUAAUGCAGCAUGAUCGCGGAAGUAUUCCUCUUGUUCGGCGGUUUUGUGCUCAAGUGGACUGUUCAAGCUCAGUUUGGAAGCAUAUCCAUCGGUGUGGGAAUGGGAGAAGAAAAAAGUGACGAAGGCACUUUUGAUUUUAAGGGGCCAUGUCCGCAAAACACCACAUGCGUGCCUAUCAGCAUGUGUCCACUGCUGGGAGAUCUAAUGGACUUCUCCUGCUUUUCAUCAGACAAAUACUUCCACCGUCUGAACGAACUGACGUGUGGCCAGCUGAACGGAGAGGACUACGUCUGCUGCCCGUCUUGUGACUGCGGCAAAGUGUACCAGGACGGCACGGAGAAGUGCGGCCGCAGUAUGGUGCAGGGAGUCGGAUAUAAGGGGUUAGGGGCACACCCGUGGGUUGCUAGGAUUGGAUUCACGCAGAAAGAAAGCGGCAUCGUAAGGUUUGCCUGUAGCGGCUCUGUGAUAUCAAAACGGGUGGUACUUACAGCUGCUCAUUGCGCAUUGGCCAAGCCUGAGGGGUACAAACUGUCAACAGUGGUGGUGGGAGAGUAUGAUACGGCCCGCAGCCCCGAUUGCAGCGAGUUCUUCUGCGCGCCGCCCACGCAGGCAAUCAAAGUUGAGAACGUGGUCGUGCAUCCCGGGUAUGAGAAGAAGAUCUUCCGACAUGACAUCGCGCUGAUUGUGCUCCAAGAAGACAUUAAGUAUUCUGUAUCUGUAGCACCGAUCUGCUUGAACGACAGGCCGGAAGUCGUAAUAAAUGAACGCGCUUUGCUGGUCGGAUGGGGCAAAUUAUCCGGACAGAACAACUUGGUGACCCGGCAGCAACAACUAGAAGUCCCUCUUGUCUCCUUGUCGAUGUGUGAGCGCGUCUUCGGAGACUCGGUCCCCAUCCAAGAAGGUGAACUGUGCGCUGGCGGCGAAGAGGGCAGAGACGCCUGCUCAGGCUUUGGAGGGGCGCCGCUCUUGCUCAGCCGAGAUGGACAAUAUUACCAGGUGGGCAUAGUGUCGUUCGGGUCAGAAAACUGUGGGAGUGAGGGCGUUCCCAGCGUGUACACGAACAUCGCGCACUACCACAAAUGGAUCGUCGACAAUUCGCCUUCCUGAUCAACAAGUACAACAGAAUCAUUAACAAUACUGAAGAACUGUAACAAAAUAAAAACAUUAACAUCAGA
Cydia amplana is the source of this 1237-nucleotide messenger RNA. Its product is annotated as venom protease-like. Gene Ontology annotation, molecular function: serine-type endopeptidase activity. The coding region runs from base 72 to 1169 and encodes 365 amino acids. The record is from RefSeq and is a predicted model, not a curated record. NCBI's taxonomy places the organism in Eukaryota, Metazoa, Arthropoda, Insecta, Lepidoptera, Tortricidae. Gene Ontology annotation, biological process: proteolysis. The transcript has 9 exons.